Papaver somniferum (opium poppy) is the source of this 2057-nucleotide messenger RNA. Its product is annotated as beta-glucosidase BoGH3B-like. The record is from RefSeq and is a predicted model, not a curated record. Bases 1 to 1920 code for a protein of 639 amino acids. The transcript has 10 exons. Gene Ontology annotation, molecular function: beta-glucosidase activity. Lineage: Eukaryota; Viridiplantae; Streptophyta; Magnoliopsida; Ranunculales; Papaveraceae. Gene Ontology annotation, biological process: glucan catabolic process.
AUGGCAAGGAAUAGUAUCCUUGUAUUGGGGUUCCUGCUAUUUUGUUGUUGCACAUCCAUUGCAGAAGCAGAAUACAUGAAAUAUAAAGAUCCUAAACAUCCAGUCGGUGUUCGAACCAAGGACUUGAUGAAGAGGAUGACUCUGGAGGAGAAGAUCGGUCAAAUGUCGCAAAUAGAAAGAACUGUUGCAACUGCGGAUGUGGUGAAAAAGCAUUUCAUUGGGAGCAUAACAAGUGGUGGAGGAAGUUGGCCGGCUCCUAAUGCCUCUGCUGCAACCUGGGUUAAUAUGGUAAAUGAUUUCCAGAAGGGUUCUCUGUCUACCCGUCUUGGGAUUCCGAUGAUUUAUGGGAUUGAUGCUGUUCAUGGCAACAAUAACGUCUACAAUGCAACUAUCUUUCCCCACAAUGUUGGUCUCGGCGUGACCAGGGAUCCUGUGCUCAUCAGGAAGAUUGGAGCUGCAACUGCUCUGGAAGUUAGAGCUACAGGCAUUCCUUAUGUUUUUGCUCCGUGCAUUGCGGUUUGCAGAGACCCGAGAUGGGGUCGAUGUUAUGAGAGUUAUAGUGAAGAUAACAAAAUUGUGCAGCAAAUGACUGACAUCAUAUCUGGUUUACAAGGAGAAGUUCCUGCAAAUUCCCGAAAAGGUGUUCCCUUUGUUGCCGCUGGAAACAAAAACGUUGCAGCUUGUGUAAAGCACUAUGUGGGGGAUGGUGGCGCCACCAAAGGUAUCAAUGAGAAUAACACUGUGAUAGAUGUGUUUUAUUAUUCAGAUGCACAUGGAUUGCCCAGUAUUCACAUGCCAGGAUACUACACUUCAAUUAUCAAGGGUAUUUCAACUAUCAUGGUCUCACUUUCUAGCUGGAAUGGAGUAAAGAUGCAUGCUAACAAGAAUCUUAUAACUGGUUUUCUCAAGAAUUUCGUCCAUUUCAGGGGUUUCGUCAUUUCUGAUUGGCUGGCUAUUGACAAAAUCACCACUCCAGAACAUGCAAAUUACUCGUAUUCAGUUCAAGCUGGAGUUAACGCUGGCAUUGACAUGUUCAUGAUUCCCUUCAACUACACGGAAUUUGCUGAUGUUCUAACCCACCAUGUGAAAAACAAUGUCAUUUCGAGAAGUCGAAUUGAUGAUGCUGUUAAAAGAAUCUUGAGGGUUAAGUUCACCAUGGGGAUUUUUGAGAACCCAAUGGCUGAUCUUAGCCUGGUUGACCUUCUUGGGAGUCAGGAGCAUAGAGAAUUAGCAAGGGAAGCUGUGAGGAAAUCCCUAGUACUAUUGAAGAAUGGAGAAUCUGCAGAUAAGACACUGUUGCCACUCCCCAAGAAGGCACCAAAGAUCCUUGUUGCAGGAAGUCAUGCAGAUAACCUUGGUUAUCAAUGCGGUGGCUGGACAAGCACCUGGCAAGGAAUUACUGGGAAUGACCUCACAAUUGGUACAGCGGUACUCAAAGCAAUCAAAAACACCGUUGACGCAACGACUCGAGUAGUUUUCAACGAAAACCCUGAUCCAGAAUUUGUCAAGUCAAACGAAUUCUCUUACCCGAACGUUGUUGUGGGUGAACAUCCAUAUGCAGAGUCAUUUGGUGAUAGCAUGAACCUUACCAUCUCCAUGCCUGGCCCAAACACGAUUAACAAUGUUUGUGGAGCCAUCAAAUGUGUAGUUGUUGUUGUCUCUGGCAGACCUGUCGUCAUACAACCAUACCUGGCCAAAAUGAAUGCACUAGUAGCAGCAUGGUUACCAGGUAGUGAAGGCCAAGGUGUUGCUGAUGUUCUGUUUGGUGAUUAUGGGUUUACAGGUAAGCUUGCACGCACCUGGUUCAAGACUGUUGAUCAGCUUCCGAUGAAUGUGGGUGACAGGCACUAUGAUCCCUUAUUCCCAUUCGGAUUCGGACUCGUCACCAUGCCAAGUACUCAGGGACGGAGCUGGGCAUAGGUCUGCAGACUGGCCUGUCUAAAUGAAAACUUACGUUAAGACAAAUAAAAGUUUAAUCAUAUUUUUAUGAAUACCACUUUUGUUUUCUUUGCUAAUUUAGUUACAUUUAGUACUCUUUUUUAGAUCUUAAACAACCA